Molecule: messenger RNA, 2476 nt
Organism: Jatropha curcas
Lineage: Eukaryota; Viridiplantae; Streptophyta; Magnoliopsida; Malpighiales; Euphorbiaceae
Product: nucleolar GTP-binding protein 1
Molecular function (GO): GTP binding
Source: RefSeq, a predicted model, not a curated record
UAUUUGUACUUGUGUGUCUAAGCAAAUGGCAAACCCUACAUAAACUGCCUCUUUCUGCUCUCCUCCCCUUAAACCCUAGACAGGGCCGCUGCAGAGCCCAACGUCUACACCUCAAGGAAAGAAUAAAAUAUAAAGAUGGUUCAGUAUAAUUUUAAGAAGAUCACUGUUGUCCCUAGUGGGAAGGAUUUCAUUGAUAUCAUCCUUUCCCGAACACAAAGACAAACACCAACAGUUGUCCACAAGGGAUAUGCAAUUUCUCGUCUGCGUCAGUUUUACAUGCGUAAAGUCAAGUACACACAACAGAAUUUUCAUGAGAAACUGUCUACAAUUAUUGAGGAGUUUCCUCGGCUGGAUGAUAUCCAUCCAUUCUACGGUGACCUCCUUCAUGUUCUUUACAACAAGGACCACUACAAACUUGCCCUUGGCCAAGUUAAUACUGCCAGGAAUCUCAUUAGCAAGAUAGCAAAAGAUUAUGUGAAAUUGCUGAAGUAUGGUGAUUCGCUCUAUCGGUGCAAGUCUCUGAAAGUAGCUGCUCUUGGUCGCAUGUGUACUGUGAUUAAGAGGAUUGGCCCUAGUUUAGCUUAUCUGGAACAAAUCAGACAACAUAUGGCUAGGCUACCUUCAAUUGAUCCCAAUACUCGAACUAUCUUGAUUUGUGGGUAUCCUAAUGUAGGCAAGAGCUCUUUCAUUAACAAGAUCACGAGGGCUGAUGUGGAUGUCCAGCCCUAUGCUUUCACCACUAAGUCUCUGUUUGUGGGUCAUACUGACUAUAAGUACUUGAGGUACCAAGUGAUUGAUACACCAGGGAUUUUGGACCGACCUUUUGAAGAUCGUAAUAUCAUUGAGAUGUGCAGUAUCACUGCCCUGGCACAUUUACGAGCUGCGGUGCUUUUCUUCUUGGACAUCUCAGGGUCAUGUGGUUACAGCAUUGCCCAACAAGCAGCCCUAUUCCAUAGCAUCAAGUCUCUCUUUAUGAACAAACCUUUGAUCAUAGUCUGCAACAAGACUGAUUUGCAGCCAUUUGAAGGGAUGUCUGAAGAAGACAUGAAAUUGGUGAUGGAGAUGAAAGCAGAAGCUAUGAAGACUCUGAUUGGUCAAGGAGGUGAACCUGCAAAUGAUGAAGGUGUGCUUUUGAAAAUGAGCACUUUGACUGAGGAUGGAGUGAUUGCUGUCAAGAAUGCAGCCUGUGAAAGGUUACUAGAUCAGCGUGUGGAAUUGAAGAUGAAAUCUAAAAAGAUAAAUGACUGCUUGAAUCGGUUUCAUGUUGCAAUGCCAAAGCAACGUGACCAGAAAGAAAGGCCACCUUGUAUACCACCUGCAGUUUUGGAAGCUAAGGCAAAGCAAGCUGCAGAGGCAGCAGAGAGAGAGAAGAGAAAAACUGAAAAGGAUUUGGAGGAUGAAAAUGGUGGUGCAGGUGUAUACGCUGCUAGUUUGAGGAAGAAUUACAUCUUAGCCAAUGAUGAAUGGAAAGAAGAUGUAUUGCCAGAAAUUCUUGAUGGUCACAAUGUUUACGACUUCAUUGAUCCUGAUAUCUUACAGAGACUUGAGGAAUUAGAACGAGAAGAAGGUAUUCGGCAAGCGGAGGAAGAAAAUGGGGAUUUUGAGAUGGAUGGUGAGGAAUUAACUGAGGAAGAGAAAAAAGCUUUGGCUGAGAUUAGGAAAAAGAAAAGCUUACUCAUUCAGGAGCAUAGGAUUAAGAAGAGUACUGCAGAGAGUCGGCCUAUGGUACCUAGAAAAUUUGACAAAGACAAAAAGUUCACAACAGAGAGAAUGGGCAGACAACUCUCUGCUUUGGGGAUUGAUCCUUCUUUGGCAAUUAAUCGUGCCCGCAGCAGGUCUCUCUCUAGGAGAGGCCGCAAAAGGGAGAGGUCAGUUGUUAGGGGAGACAACAAUGAUGGUGAUGCUAUGGAUAUGGAUGUUGACCAUUCAAAUAAGAAGCUGCGCAUUAGAUCUAGCUCUCGAUCAAGGUCAGUGUCAAGGCCUCCAGGUGAGGUUGUCCCUGGAGAGGGCUUCAAGGACUCUUCUCAAAAGUUGAAAGCUCUUAAGCUUCAUAAGAAAUCUGCUAAAAAGCGGAAUAAAGAUGCUCGUCGCGGAGAGGCAGAUAGGGUUAUUCCUAAUCCCAAACCGAAGCACUUGUUUUCUGGGAAGCGUUCCAUUGGAAAAACCCAAAGACGUUGAUCACUUAAGGGGAAGGCUUGAAUAUGUCUUGCAGAGAUUCACUGAACCGUGGAUGUGGAUUUGGAUUUGUUGUUUACAUCAAUUUUGGCUUUACUGCCCCUACUGUGGCAGUGGACGCGGUGUUCUGUUUUUUUCUGUCAGUUCAGGCAAUUUUGAAUGAGAUAUUUCAAUUUUAUAUACUUGCUGUUAUGUUCUAAACAAUAAUUGAUUUAAUAGUAUUUAAAAAUUUGGUUGUUUCUCUUAAUUAAUUAUGUAACAGGGAGAUAUAUCUUGAUGAGUAAAGAUGCUUGUUUUUUUA